AUGGCGGCCUCCCCAAAGACAAUCGCCUUCUUCGGCGCCACGGGCGGCUGCGGCCUCUCGGCCCUCCGCCGCUCCGUCGCCGCCGGGCACGUGUGCAUCGCCCUGUGCCGCACGCCGUCCAAGCUCGAGGCGCUGUUCCCGGACAAGCCGUCCAACCUGGUGGUGCGCGAGGGCAACGCGCACGACGCCAAGGCCGUGGCCGGGUGCCUGACGAGCCCGGCGGACCAGGGGCGCCUCGUCGACGCCGUCAGCUUCUCCAUCGGCGGCGUCGUCAACAUGGGCAGCCUGUCCAUGGACGACCCGGACGUGUGCAAGAAGGGCGUCGCGGCGCUGCUCGACGCCCUCGCCGACCUGCGCGCAUCGUGGGGCGCCCGCGGCCGGCCGCUGCUCGCCGUCGUCAGCACCACGGGCAUCUCGGAGCACGGCCGCGACGUGCCGCUGCUGCUGACGCCCUUUUACCGCUACGCCCUGCACGCGCCCCACGAGGACAAGAAGGUGGCGGAGAAGAGGCUGUUUGCCAGCCAGGAGCGCUUCGUCAUUGUGCGGCCCAGCCUGCUCACCGACGGCGAGAAGGCCGACAAGAAGAUCCGCGUCCACGUCGAGGGCCCGUCGGGCAUCGAGACCAAGGAGGUGGGCUAUUUCAUCUCGCGCCAGGACGUCGGCCGCUGGAUGUUUGACAAUGUCCUCGACAAGGCCGACUCUGCUGUCGCCUACGAGGGCAAGGCCGUCGGCCUGACCUGGUAG
Messenger RNA from Hirsutella rhossiliensis, 744 nucleotides. Its product is annotated as NAD(P)H-binding domain-containing protein. The transcript has a single exon. Lineage: Eukaryota; Fungi; Ascomycota; Sordariomycetes; Hypocreales; Ophiocordycipitaceae. The coding region runs from base 1 to 744 and encodes 247 amino acids. The record is from RefSeq and is a predicted model, not a curated record.